This is a messenger RNA of Tribolium castaneum (red flour beetle), 910 nucleotides long. Its product is annotated as NF-kappa-B-repressing factor. The coding region runs from base 1 to 876 and encodes 291 amino acids. The transcript is spliced from 4 exons. Gene Ontology annotation, molecular function: nucleic acid binding. NCBI's taxonomy places the organism in Eukaryota, Metazoa, Arthropoda, Insecta, Coleoptera, Tenebrionidae. The record is from RefSeq and is a predicted model, not a curated record.
AUGGCAACAAAUUUGAAACGCAAAUUAAGCGAAAAAAAACCGGACGUGCUUGAAAAAGUGGCCAAAGGGGGGCCCAACCGUGAAGAAGCAAUCUCAAGGCUUAUAAAUGCAGUGUCAGAAGGGCCGUACGGUAAAUUUGUUAUAACCCUACCAGCAACUGGCACAAGCCCUUAUGUUAUGCUCCAAAACGCGGCUACUUACAUGAACUUGCCCCUAAACGUCGUCAAAUCUGAAUCUGAGAUAAACGGUUUUGAAUUGCUCAUAAACGGCGAGGAGUUUGCGAAAGGACAAUUUGAUAAUAUACAAGAGGCGCGCAAAGGGAUAGCUGAUCAAGCGUUGAAUAAGCUAAAAGAGACGUGCUUUUUCAUAACAAGGAAAAGUGAGUAUGUUAACGUAACUAAGGAUAAUUUGCACGAAAAGGAGGCCCCGAGUGUGGCAGCCCCCACUGCCUUUGCCGACAGCACGGCGUACAAGAUAAUGGCCAAAAUGGGGUGGUCGGGGGGCGGACUGGGGGCCCAGGAACAGGGCAAUCCUGACUCGAUCACAGUUUACGAAAAUGUCAACAGACAGGGCUUGGGGACCACGAAUUUAACGAAACAAAUCACAGAGAAAUUGGGGAAUUUUGCCAAAUCGUCCAGUUUGUUAACGCUAGUUUUUGACUCAGAUUUUACAAAGGAGGAGCGCGUUUUCAUCCACAAGGCCGCGAGGAAAUUUAAUCUCAAAACUAAGAGUAUAGGGCGCGAGAGUCGGAAAAUAACAGUUUCGAAAAAAAUUACCAGGAUGGAUAUUGUGAGAGAGUUGCUGAGGUCAGGCGGCGAGGACGGGUUUUACAAGUUGCACGUCCCGACCAAUUUUGCGCAUUUAUUUACUGUGUAAAUAUUCAAAAAUAAUAAAUUUAAUUUGAGUUGUG